Mesocestoides corti is the source of this 486-nucleotide messenger RNA. NCBI's taxonomy places the organism in Eukaryota, Metazoa, Platyhelminthes, Cestoda, Cyclophyllidea, Mesocestoididae. The record is from the annotation of a GenBank genome assembly.
AUGCAGGUUGGCGAAGUUGUCACAACAAUUCCAACUAUCGGUUUUAAUGUCGAAACGCUUAAUUACAAGAACUUGAAGUUCCAGGUUUGGGACCUUGGUGGACAAACAAGCAUUCGUCCAUAUUGGCGCUGCUAUUACGCAAAUACUGAUGCAAUAAUUUAUGUUGUUGACAGCAUGGAUCGCGACAGAAUCGGCAUAUCAAAGCAGGAACUAAUAUCAAUGCUUGAAGAAGAAGAAUUGAAAACGGCUGUUCUGGCUGUUUUUGCGAACAAGCAGGAUAUUGAAGGGUGCAUGUCCGUCAGUCAGGUUGCAUCUUCGCUUGGUUUGACCUCCAUCAAGAAUCGGACUUACCAAAUUUUCAAAACGUCCGCUGUCCGCGGAGACGGUCUUAAUGAAGCCAUGGAUUGGUACGUUUUUCAACAUAAUCGCUUAGUAAAACCGCCACUUUGCCUACUAUUUAGGGUUAUGGUUUUUUGUCGUGUCUAG